AUGGCCAGCCAACAGCAGCAGAUCAUUGAUACCAUCUUCAGCAUGAAGCGGAAGCUUCUGCGCAAAGACGACACAGACACAGACGAAGGAGACCCUUUCUCCAGCGCCAACAAGCAAGACCUCAAGCGCAAGGUCCAGUAUGCGCGAGGAAGCGAUUCAGACUUCCUCUCAGAUCCUCGGCGGUACAAGAAGCGCAUCGAGCACGCAGGCUACAAGCGAGACAUUUUGCAACGCAACCCUCCACGAUUUGACCCGGACGGCGACAUUGUCGAGCCAGACGAUGAGUACGAGGAUGAGGAUGAUCUGGAGGCGGUUGAGGAGAACCCUUACGCGGACACACACAUAGAACACCUGGCGAAUGAGACGGGUGCUCUUUCGCGCAAGGAGCACGUUACUAUCGCGCGCGCCAAGACCCUGUUUGUGAAGCUUGUAGGAGACGCAUCGUUUGCGCCUGUUGCAUUGGCGGGCAUGAGCCCCGCGCCUUUUCACAAUACCUGGACAAAUGGGACGGCACAACAAGGGAAUGGGGCCGCUGCUCGAGGCGAGGACGAGACUCAAGAUGCAGCAGCGAGUGCGACAGAUGUGGACAUGGAGGACGUGGGAGAGAUGAACGGUGUGCAAAGAAACGGGACGAAUGGCGAAGGUCAUUCGAGUGGGUUGAAUGGCACAGAGCCUGCGACCAAUGGAGCAUCACUUGUAAAUGGAGAGACCGCCGCAGAAGGCGAAGACGCACCCGACGACACCUCCGAUACAGCUUCCCAGCAGACAGCACAUCGAAUGACGACACGCGCCCGCGCACACGCACCCUCCACGCCCUCGCCGCCACAGUCUCCCGCGAACGGCGCCAACGCUAUACACCCGCUAUUUGCUUUCUCCACCGACUCAAUACCGGAUCGCGAUCUGGGCCUACCGCCGAAUGAAGCUGAAGAGACGCGCAUGCUUCUCAUGGCUUAUGUACAAAAGCAAGAGGAAGUUGCCCGCACGACGGCUGACCUCUAUCGAGGACUGCUACAGGCCGACCGCAUGCGGCAGGAUGUGUUCAAGUGGUCCAAAGCCGAAGCCCAUGUUGGGGAAAUGAGCGAUGGCGAGGAUUGGUAUGACAACGAAGAGUGGAACCUCGACCAUGACUUGCUCAAAGGUCGUGAUGAGGAAGAAGACGACACAGCCGUGGCUGGAAAGAAGAGCACCAGGCAACGGAGGAAGCCUGACAAGGAAGACCGAUAG
Molecule: messenger RNA, 1224 nt
Organism: Parastagonospora nodorum SN15
Lineage: Eukaryota; Fungi; Ascomycota; Dothideomycetes; Pleosporales; Phaeosphaeriaceae
Exons: 4
Coding region: 1-1224 (407 amino acids)
Biological process (GO): negative regulation of rDNA heterochromatin formation; negative regulation of silent mating-type cassette heterochromatin formation
Cellular component (GO): Rpd3L complex; cytosol
Source: RefSeq, a predicted model, not a curated record